Molecule: messenger RNA, 3187 nt
Organism: Phragmites australis (common reed)
Lineage: Eukaryota; Viridiplantae; Streptophyta; Magnoliopsida; Poales; Poaceae
Product: protein Rf1, mitochondrial-like
Exons: 1
Coding region: 159-2624 (821 amino acids)
Molecular function (GO): protein binding
Source: RefSeq, a predicted model, not a curated record
AUUUUGACUAAAGUAAAUCUUUAUGGAAAUAUUGACAAGAACAAAAGGUCUAAUGUAUUUGAGUAUUGUGGUAAUUCCAAUGGAAUUUUCCAUAGCUCUAUCAGGUUACAAGUCACAACUGCUCCUUUCAGUGUUUCAACGAGCAACUGCAGCCGCCGAUGUCCCGCCUCCGCUCCUCCACCCCCGCCGCUGCCGCGGCCGGCAGCGGCAGAACCUCAUCCUCCAGCUCCACCUCCUCACGCUCGUCACCAUGCUCUUUCGAGGCAGCCUUGGGCGCCUUCAAAGAGCGCCUAAGCUCCGGGACGCUCGGGCCGGAAGACGCGCGCCACCUGUUCGACGAAUUGCUGCGCCUCGCCAGCCCCGGCUCAGCCCGCGCGCUGAAUGGCCUUCUUGCCAUGCUGGCCCGCGCGCCGCCGUCCUCUACCUACAGCGACGGCCCCGCCCUCGUCGUCGCCCUCUUCAACCGCAUGUCCCGAGGCGCCGACCCACGGGUGGUGCUGCCCACGUUCCACACCUACGGCAUCCUCAUGGACUGUUGCUGCCGCACGCACCGCCCAAACCUAGCGCUUGCCUUCUUCGGCCGACUCCUUAGAUCAGGCCUGGGCGUCAAUGCCGUCACCUUCAACGGCCUCCUCCAGGCCCUCUGCAACACAAAGCGGACAGACGAGGCUGUGGACGUGUUGCUCCACAGGAUGACCGAGCUGGGUUGUUUGCCUGAUGUCGUCUCAUACUCGAUUGUUCUGAAGAGCUUUUGCGAUAAUAGGAAGAGUCAGCGAGCGCUCGAGCUUCUCCGGACGAUGGCCGAAGGAGGUGUCUGCUCGCCCAAUGUGGUAGCCUACAGCAUCGUUAUGGAUGGUUUCUUUAAGGAGGGUGAAGUAGCUAAAGCAUGUGAUCUAUUUCAUGAGAUGAUGCAGCAGGGGAUUUCACCCGAUGUGGUGACAUACAGCUCCAUUAUUGAUGCACUAUGCAAGGCCAGAGCGAUGGAUAAGGCAGAGAUAUUCCUCCUACAGAUGGUUGAUCAAGGUGUACGACCAGAUAUUGUGAUAUAUACUAACGUAAUCCAUGGAUAUUCCACUGUCGGCCAAUGGAAGGAGGCGGCUAGGGUAUUAAAAGAAAUGACAAGUCAUGGUAUCCUACCAAAUGUUGUUACAUGGAACUCGUUCAUGGCUUCCCUUUGCAAGCAUGGAAAAAACAAGGAUGCUAGAGAUGUUUUUGACUCAAUGGCUAUGAAAGGCCAAAAACCUAAUAUUCUCUCCUACUCUAUUAUGCUUCAUGGGUACGCUACUGAAGGAUGCUUUGUUGAUAUGAUUGAUCUCUUCAAUUUGAUGGUAGGAGAUGGUAUUGUACCUGACCACCAUAUUUUCAAUAUACUGAUCAAUGCAUACGCUAAACGUGGAAUGAUGGAUGAUGCUUUGCUUAUCCUUAUAAAAAUGAGGCAGCAAGGAGUUAAACCUGAUGUGGUCACCUAUUCAACAGUAAUAGCUGCAUUUUGUAGGAUGGGUAGGUUGGAUGACGCUAUCGAAAAAUUUGAUCAGAUGAUUGACCAAGGUGUACCACCGAAUUUAGCUAUUUACCAGUGUCUGAUCCAGAGUUUUUGUGCUCUUGGUGCUUUGGUAAAAGCCAAGGAAUUGGUUUGUGAAAUGAUGAAUAAAGGUAUGCAUCCUGACAUUGUGUUCUUCAGUUCAAUAAUAAACACCCUUUGCAAAAAAGGAAGGGUAAUGGACGCACAAAAUAUAUUCAAAUUCAUUAUACGUAUUGGUCUGCGUCCUGAUGUUAUUAUGUUUAGUUCACUUAUGGAUGGCUAUUGCCUGGUGGGAAAGAUGGAGGAAGCAUUGAGAGUAUUUGAUGCUAUGUUAUCAGCUGGCAUUGAACCUAAUGUUGUAGUGUAUGGUACACUUGUUAAUGGCUACUGUAAAAUUGGAAGGAUUGAUGAUGGAUUGAGACUUUUCAGAGAAAUGUUGUGUAAAGAGGUUAAGCCCACGACUAUUAUGUACAACAUCAUACUGGAUGGGUUAUUUCAGGCUGGGAGAUCAGUUGCUGCAAAGGAAAAUUUUCAUAAAAUGAUUGAAAGUGGAAUCCCAGUAGGCACUGAUACAUACAACACAGUUCUUUGUGGACUUUGUAAAAAUAAUUGCUCUGAUGAAGCAUUCACGCUUUUCAAGAAAUUACAUGCAAUGAACGUGAAGAUUGAUAUCAUAACUCUUAAUAUUAUGAUUACUGAAAUGUUUAAAACUAGGAGAAUUGAAGAAGCUAAGGAUCUGUUUGCUUCUACCUCAGCAAAUGGGCUGGUGCCUUCUGUUGAGACUUACCAUCUAAUGAUGACAAAUCUUAUAAAAGAAGGGUUGCUGGAAGAGGCAGACAAUAUCUAUUUAUCUACGGAGAAUGCUGGCUGCGAUCCCAACUCUCAAUUGCUAAAUCAUGUUGUCAGGACGUUACUGGAGACUGGUGAAAUAGUUAAGGCUGGAACUUUUCUGUCUAAAAUUGAUGAGAAGAAUUUCUCACUUGAAGCCUCAACCACUGAGUUGCUGAUCACUCUCUUCUCAAGGAAACGGACAUGUCAGAAACAUAUAAAAUUUCUCCCUGGAAAGUAUCAGUUUCUUGUGGGAGGCAGCCACAGCUGGUAGAUUAUAGAGAUUGUUAGGGGCUGUCUUUAAGGACCCUAUCGCCCUUGGUCCUGUCAGUCUUGUUGUUUUCCUUGGAGCCAAUCCUAUCUGCCUGUGAAUCUCGGGUUCCAAAUGCCUCUCGGGUUUCUGGGCUCCGGAGCUCUGCAGAGCCCUAGCCUCCUGGAGCCCCAGUCUUCCGGAACCUGGGCAAGCUCUCCGAAGCUUGGGAAGUGGGCCAUCAAGCCUUGGAGACAAAUCAGCCGCCUGCAGGUAAACGACCGAUAUUUAAUGCCGGUGCAAGUGGUAGUUAUCCUGACAUUCGGGACAGUGCGGCGUCAUACCGCAAUUGACGACCGGUCGAGUAUCACACCCUCUGAGGUCACCUACACCAUUGUAUUUGUCAUAGAUAAUAUCUUUUAGUUAGGGGUAAAUAUAUUCUGCCUGAACUCAGGCUGUAUAAUUCGAUUAACCCUAAGUUCUUAUAGCAUGACGGUAACUUGCAUCGCUAUUUUUGUAAGAACAUAUUUGUAUACUUACACCUCAAAUAACACUGUAAAAAUAUAGACGCAUGGCCAUAGGGCAUG